Messenger RNA from Emericellopsis cladophorae, 429 nucleotides. RefSeq lists its product as uncharacterized. Lineage: Eukaryota; Fungi; Ascomycota; Sordariomycetes; Hypocreales; Bionectriaceae. The transcript is spliced from 3 exons. The record is from RefSeq and is a predicted model, not a curated record. The coding region runs from base 1 to 429 and encodes 142 amino acids.
AUGAAGGACAUGCCGCGAACCGAAGCCGGCUCGCAACCCCUGGAGGUGUUUCGACAGCUCGGCACACGCGAGGAAAGUCUCUCAGCGUGGGAGGAGAGGGACGAGGUGAAGUAUGUGCAGGAAAUGCACCCCAAGGUGGACUUCAAGAAGACGGUAAUGGAACCCAUCGGCAGGUUCACAUUCGAUCUCCAGGAGCAAGUCGACGACGAGAAUCAGCGGAGGAUCCAUGAUCUCCUGUCUCAAGUCAUGUCAACUUCGAAUGAUGUCCCGGAAGGUGUUCAAGGCCAAUUUGACAACAUCUUCCUCCAGAAUGACCCAGAGGUUUUGGUGGCCAAGCUGCAGGGCAUGAGUAAGUUACGAGGCGAGAUCAAUAGCGAGAUGCAAAAGGAGCGGCGAGAUUCGCGACAGGUCGAGAAGGAGUGGCACUAG